AUGGCGCGCCUACAGCGUGGUAAGAUUCGGCAUGAGAGGCAUGGCCAAAUCAUGCAGAUGAAUACGGCGGUUCUGCUGUGUGCGGUGGCUGGAGAGGAGGAGCUUUUCCUCGUCCUGGCGAUAUUGUGGCAAUGCGGCAACUCCAAUGCGUUCCCAACUCCAACCACACUCCCAACUCGAACCACGCCGCCGGGUGAACUGUGCUAACCCUGACUUCCAAGCACUUGACCGCUGGUGUGACUGAUGACUCGCUAACUCCCUCAUGGGGCGGGGAUGCACACAAAGUCCGCCGUACCGUAGGAGAGGUGGCUACCGCG
Ectocarpus sp. CCAP 1310/34 is the source of this 317-nucleotide messenger RNA. Lineage: Eukaryota; Phaeophyceae; Ectocarpales; Ectocarpaceae. The record is from the annotation of a GenBank genome assembly.